This is a messenger RNA of Poecilia reticulata (guppy), 1049 nucleotides long. The record is from RefSeq and is a predicted model, not a curated record. Lineage: Eukaryota; Metazoa; Chordata; Actinopteri; Cyprinodontiformes; Poeciliidae.
UCAGGAUGGAGAGGAUCGUCUUCGCGCUGCUCAUUGCCACAAAUACCUGCUGCUGGUGUGAGAAAUACGUGUUUGUCAAGGACAACGAUAAAAAUUGGCCUGAUGCUAGGAAACACUGCAUGGACCACUAUACUGACUUUUUGGCUCUCACCAGUGAAGAAGAGGAGCAGGUGUUCAAAAAAUUCGCGAAUAAUGACAAGGAAGGAUGGAUCGGCCUCUACUGGGAUAAUCCUAACUACAAGUGGAAAUGGUCCGGAGGGGAAUUUGUCAUCUACCACAACAAUCUCGACUUACCGGUCAACCUGGACCUGCCUGGGAUAGCUCCACUACGCAUCGCUGAAAAUGCCUUUUGGACCAGCAAAGAAUGGAAAUGGAAAUCAGGAGACGACACCUGCAACUUCUUCUGCGUGAACAUGGUGCCGGUAGCGGAAGAGAAGACCUGGGAGGACGCUCUGGAUCACUGCAGAGAGAAAAACACCGACCUCCUCAGCCUGCUCUCUUUCACAGAGAGUCAAAUGGCUCAGGGAGAGAUCCAGUCGUCUGCCUACACCGAGCCGGUGUGGAUCGGCCUGCGUUACCUCGGGAACAGCUGGAUGUGGGUGAACGGAGACCCGAUGCCGUACGAGGCCUGGCCGGAGGGAGAUCAGGACCACAUGUGUCCGAUGCUGAGACGCUGCGUGGCUUUGACCAAGCAGGGGGCGUGGGAGAGCAGGGACUGCCAGGAGAAACACAGCUUCAUCUGCGCCUGAGUCUGGCGACAAUUAGAAAAGCUUCCAAACACUUCACAUAUCUAAGUGCUCUGGUUUAGGCUGUUUUGGUAUCAGCUUUGGUUAUUCUGGCUUAGUCAAACUCUAGUUUGUUUGUCUAGAAAGUCUGGUUCGUUUGGGGAAGUGGGAAUGUGCAACCAAACUCUGGUCCACUUAAAAACAUAGGUCUCGGUUCAAUUAAAGUGAACUAUAACGCAGGGCAUUCUGGGUAAAUACAACAAAAACAAACUCACGUCUAGCACUAGAGGGAGAAAUGACUUCUGGUCUUAAACCAACAUCCAU